This is a messenger RNA of Coregonus sp. 'balchen', 36833 nucleotides long. Lineage: Eukaryota; Metazoa; Chordata; Actinopteri; Salmoniformes; Salmonidae. The record is from the annotation of a GenBank genome assembly.
CACUUCUCCAAGAAGUUGAUCAGAGAACUCCGGACUGAACGCAUUCUAAAUGGACCAGAAACAUUGGAGAUAAAAAUAAACUUUAAUAGCUAACCAGCCAACACAAUUUUAAGGUAUGAGUUAUGUUUCUGCGUGUUUAUAGCACUCGAUGAGUGGCAUAGGUUUCAAGGCAACGAGGAGUUUGAUACGCAAGUUAGCCACUAAGCUAGCUAGUGUAGCUACUUAUGUGAUAGCAAGCAAACUAGCUAAUCCCUCAGGUUUAGGUUACUCUACUAACGUUAGCAGCCAGUGACUAGCUAGCUAGUCAGCUAUUAACUUGGUAGCUAGCUAUUAGAUAGAAAAACACCCGAGUAAAGAAUUUGUCAUAAUGGUUAAUUUAGCUACGAUGAUAAGACCGUUAUUUAUUGUCAUCAUCGUUUAAAGAAGAUAUGAGGCUAACGUUAGCUAGUUUAGCUAGCUACAUCUGACCACCAAGAAUGAAAGGGAGGCGGCUGUAGCUAGCUAGCUAAAAUAACGUUUACUAAUGUUAGCUACCUAGCAAAUAAGCUAGCUAGUUAGGUAGAAAAUCAAACACUAACUAGCUAUCGUUACUCAUCUGAAGCGAGUUAGCCAUCUCUCUAUCUAACGUUAGCAUUCUAGUAAAUGUUUUGCCAACGUUAGCUACUAGCUAGCAAAGUUACUUUCAACAGUUGGCAUCUGCAGCAUAUUUAUAACGUUAACCACACGUGCCAAAUGUUUGUAUACCUACCUCCAUGACACACCCCUUGCUUGGGCGGUGUUGGCUGGCUAGACACCUGUAUGAUUCUGUUGGGACUGUUAGGAACUGCUAGGAUAACGGUACUUGUCCCUGCUUCUUGAAACGGCUAAUUCAACAACAACUUGCUGCAGCCAGCUAGCAAAUGGUUCAUUCAAAUUCCAUCUGCUGAACACUGUAAACAUACCUGACACUUCUGUUCUACACCCACCAGCCCUUUCAGGGUUUUUUCUCCAUUGUGCGAUGCUAGUCCUAUAUCAUUUUUCAGCAUAUUGAACAAAGAAAAAGACUGAUGGAUACUAGCCCAGUGAGGAAGUACUUUGCUCCGCCACCCACACAAGUAUUAUACAGCAGGACCAGUGUUACACUGCACCCAUUCAUCUCAAUGAUGGAGGCCCUUAGCCCACAUUGUUGAUGCAACAAUGUGAAAAAUGUAUUGGUUUCAUUUUAGUAGUCGUGAAGUUUCUGGUAGAUCCAUGUUCACUUUCUGUGUUCCAUGAUGGAUGGCUUGUGAUGGGGUGCUAUUAACCAUGUUGAAGAAAACCUCUGUUAUCCUUCAGGUCUCAGAGAGACAACCCUCUCUCUCCCUGCUUUGGGCCUGUAGUGCAUGGCACUAGGUAGUGGUGCUAAUCUGCUCAGUAAAAUUAGCAGAUGUGUCUGGCCGUGUGUGUUACAUGGCAGGGCCUGCCGGGACACAGUGACCUCACUCAGUCAAACGAACACGUUCAUAGAUGGGACAGACAGAUGAACAGUGACACACAGACAAGACCAUUGGCCUACAUUCACAGACAGUAGGCUAUAUGCUAGCUGACUGAUGGGCGGACGGACACCCACACAGAUUGUCAGAUCCGUUUUACACACUGAGCACUUUGUUCCACUUAGUCCAAACCUGAUUCCUGUUCAAUGUAAAUGCUAUAUGAAGGAGCUAAGGGCUGUGUUUUGCAGACUUGUGGCCUGUCAAGGGCUGUUGCGGUGACCAUAUUACCGCCACACUGGCAGUCGUGUCAUGACUGCAAUAAAAUUCCAUGUGACCGUUGAGUCAUGGUAAUCUCUGUUUAUGCGUUGAUAGUACCCAACUCGCUAAUGACCAUCAGGUUGCUAAUGGCCUGGUAUUCAGGGCACUACUGUCCCUCUAACCACUACGACAUCGAUGCAAAUGCAAUCGAAAAUCACAUAAAAAACAUAUCAAAACAGUAUAGUGCUUUUAAAACUCACCUCACUGGUGAUUGAUCAAUUUGAAGAAAGAAGUUCAACAACAGGUUGAAACUGAGUGGAAAACAUGGUCGUUGUGGAUGUUGUUUCAAAGCCUAACACAACAAAAUGGACAGCGCUUUCUAAGGUGAUGGUUAAUUCAAAACAACCAUACGCAUAUUAGAGCUUAUCCAUAGGCUUCUAUUAUGAGCCCAAUCCCAAAACAAAAACGGAAUUAAAAUAAUGAUUGUGCCGUUGUACAAUACAUAACCUACCGCAUAUUACACAUGGCAGAAAAACGUAAAACAAACUGAUUUAUGGUGUCUUUGGUACAUAAUUGGUCUAGCCUAUACUCCAAAAUCAAAAAAUUCUAGUAAUCGCCUUUUGGUGUGGGCUGAAUUAUUAUGCAUACUGGAUGGACUGGUUACCUUAUGCUAGGCUCCAAUAUUUCUAUCCAUGAGUCUGGGAGAGAACGUAUAGGCCUAGGCGAUGCUGUUGGUUCCUUGAUUGUGCAGGGAGGCUUACAGAGUUAGCCUACAAUUAUAGUGAAUUUUUAUUUGAUUUUGAAAUAGCCUAGUAAUAGGGCAUUAAAACAUAUAUUUUAAUAAUGAAUAGGCUGACAGAUUACCAUGAGCUACAUGCUCCUCAAAUAGUGGUUGAUGUGUGGAGUGAAAUAACUGGAGUAGCCUACCCAGCAUGAUUGAAGAAUUUACUGUCAGGAAAGCGGCCUCCAAGUAGCUUUUUUUUUGCGACUUUCUCAAAUCAUCAAUAGCCUAUAGUCACAUCAUGCAGCCCAUAUAUGUUUUGAUUUCUAAGACAUUCUAAGGUUUGUACCAUUCACAGCUAAAGUUUCCAAAUAACUCUAAAUCUAGCGUAUAGGACCUGUUUCAAAUUAUCACUUUUACGCUCAACAUAGCCACUUCAUAUGCGCACUCACUCCGGAAUGGGAAAAAUAUAAUUUAUAUUUUAUUCAAUUAUAUUCUUCAUACUAUAAUUAAGCAAUAAGGCACAAGGGGGUGUGUUAUAUGGCCAAUAUACCACGGCUAAGGGCUGUUCUUAGCCACGACGUAUCGCGGUGUGCCUGGACACAGCCCUUAGCCGUGGUAUAUUGGCCAUAUACCACAAACCCCUGAGGUGCCUUAUUGCUAUUAUAAACUGGUUACCAAUGUAAUUAGAGCAGUAAAAAUACAUGUUUUGUCAUACCCAUGGUAUACGGUCUGAUAUACCACGGCUGUCAGCCAAUCAGCAUUCAGGGCUCGAACCAAUCAUAUAAUAUAAAAUAAUGGCACAGGAUUUAUAAGCAUAUAUUUUCUGCUAAAUGAACAAGCCUACAGCCUAUGGCAUGGCGCAUAGCCAGAUAACAUAGUGUUCUGUUCUUCUGAAAUACAUUUUCUUCAUAUCAUGUUUCUUAAGACCUGCCUAAAAUAUAUAAUGGAUUUAUUUUGAUUGUGUAUAUUAAAUAGAUCUAUUAGACUUUGUAAAAAUGUAGACAUUCCAAAGGCGCGCAUUAGGGGCUUUUAUGCGGCUUGUAUGCAUGGAGGUCUGGAUAUGCGAAACGUGUUUGUUAAUUAACGGUCAAUUACCGUGAGACCGGCAGUCUUUUGCAUGAAGAUAACCUGCUGACAAAAUGUCAUGACCGCCACAGCCUUAGGCCUGUCACACGUUGAGUGCAAAAAUAAUAAUAAUAAUGAUGAAACCACUCUGUUUCCUAUUCUCUCUCUCACUCUACCCCCCUCCCCUUCAUAAUCCUCCCCAACCUCCCCCACUCACCCUCUCCCCACCUCUCCCACUAACCCCCUCAUAAUCCCCCCACCCCCCACCUACCCCCCCUCAUAAUCCUCUCCUCCCCCACCUUCAAACCUCCUCACUCCACCUCCACCCCCCCCCUUCAUAAUCCCUCCCCCCACCUCUCCUCACUCUACCCCCCCCCACCCUCACCUCCCCACCUCCCCCUACCCCCUCCUCAUAAUCCUCUCCUCCCCACCUCUCUCUCACUCUACCCCCUCCCCUUCAUAAUCCUCUCCUCCCCACCUCUCUCACUACCCCCUCCCCCCUUCCUACUCCCCCUCCCUCCUCCCCACCUCUCUCACUCACUCUAAACCCUCCCCUUCAUACCUCCCCCACCACCCCCCCACUCAAAACAACCCACCUCCCUCCUCAUACCCUCCUCCUAACCCUCUCCCCACUCUCUCACCACCCCUCCCCUUCAUAAUCCCUCCUCCCACUUCCUCUCACUCACCCCCCCUCAUACCUCUAUCCCCCUCACUCCCACCCUCACCUACCCCCCCCCCCUCCCCCCCAUCCUCCUCUUCCACCCCCUCACACCCCCCCCCCCCCCCCCCCCCCCCCCUUCAUAAUCCUCCCCAGUGGGAGUGCGGUGAGCGGCCGUGAUGGGUGACACGGAGCUGGGGCUGUCUGCUGCACAGCCAGAGGAACUAGAACCGCAGAGCUCCUCCACAGCCUCCUCCUCUCUGUCCAUCUCCUCCUCUCCCUCCCGCUCUCUGCCCUCCUCCCCUUCCUCUGGACACUACCACCACCAGCAGACCCCCAGUCCCAGCCCCACUCACAGCGAUGGUCCAGCCACCUCCAGCCCACCCCUGGACGUCAUCUCAGAGGGCGUGGGCGAGCUGACCCUGGUCAUCGACCCCGAGGUGGCCAAGAUGGCCUGCCAGGAGGUGCUGCAGAAGGUGAAGUUCCUCAAAGGCAAAAGUGAGGGGUCAGGGUCUGGGUCUGACGGUGGCAAUAGCACGGACCACACACUGGUCAACGGGACUGUAUAUACAGAGCCUAUCAAGCCCCCAAAAAUCCCUGGGGAGGAGGACUCUGAGGCACUGCCUCCAGGCUCGGUGAAAAGCGCGCGGCGGCGCCAGCGCCACAACCCCUCCAAGCAGUCGUGGUUGCUGCGGCUGUUUGAGUCCAAACUCUUCGACGUGUCAAUGGCCAUCUCCUACCUACACAACUCCAAGGAGCCGGGUGUGCAGGCCUACAUUGGCAACCGCCUGUUCAGCUUCCGCCACGAGGAGGUGGACUUCUACCUGCCGCAGCUGCUCAACAUGUACAUCCACAUGGACGAGGACGUGGGAGACGCCAUCAAGCCCUACGUGGUGCGUAUGUUACUGCCCUGAAUCAUCUCCGUGGCUAGCUAGUCAUAAGAGUUAGAAAUGUAUCCUUUCUAAAGCCCCUUUCACAUCAAAUGAUUUAUUUUCCCCAUAGGUGCACCGCUGCCGUCAGAGUAUCUCCUUCUCGCUGCAGUGUGCCUGGCUGCUGGGCGCCUACUCCUCCGACAUGCACAUCUCCACACAGCGACACUCACGCGGUACCAAGCUACGCAAACUCAUCUUCUCCGACGAACUCAAACCAGCCGCGGUCCGUGCCCGCCAGCCACUGACGUUGACCCCCUUCUGCCCACUUCCGACCGUUGCGCAAUCCCUGCAUGGGCACGGCUUGGGUGGGGAGCACGGUCUGUCGCCUACCAAGCGCACGCAUCAGCGCUCCAAGUCGGAUGCCACGGUCAGCAUCAGCCUGAGCAGCAACCUGAAGAGGACCGCGAGCAACCCCAAGGUGGAGAGCAACCAGGACGAGGUGUGUACUGGGAGUAUAUACAAGUUUUUGUUUUCCACCAAGUCAGUUUGUUUCUCUGUAUCUUGGCCGGUAUCUCUCAAAGUGGGAUAGCUAACUUUGGAAGCAACUGCUUGGGGUCCAACGGGGCGGGGGGGCGACACACAGUCCAGCACCCUUACGCUGUAGCGGUUAUCACCAAAUAGGCCCAAAGAUGACAUGAUAUUGAGGUGAGGGGUCAAUGGAAUGCACAUAUUCCAGACAGAGCACAGAAUAAUACUUCCUCUUCUGUCUCUGUAUAGAAAGUGUCAUGGCUACAUAUCCACAGAGACUCACACGUGGUCCUGUGUAGCUCAGUUGGUAGAGCAUGGCCAGGGUUGUGGGUUCGAUUCCCAUGGGGGACCAGUAUGAAAAUAUAUGCACUCACUACUGUAAGUUGCUCUGGAUAAGAGCGUCUGCUAAAUGACUAAAAUGACAAAAAUGUUGAAGAGAGGACCUUUGACCAAUGAAGCUCUAUCUAUAUGUGUCUGUGUCCGUGCAUGCAUGCGUGUUCGUGACUACCACACCAAACUUAAUCAGCAGUUCAGUUUCAAGCUCAGUGAUUUCCCUGUAGUCACGUCCUCCUUUCUCUCUUAGCUCCCUCUUCGGUUUACGUUGGCAUCAUGACACCCUUACAAUGUUAUACAAACAUGGAGACACUGUUACUGUAGGGUCACAGUGCCUCUAUAAACACCAUGCCCAAAGCUCUCUAUUGAGGUCUGGUAUUAUCUUGAUGAUACUAGUUCACUAUGGUGACUGACCAUGUGGUGACAUCAUCAGUACUCGGCUAUUAACCUGGUAGCUAUUGGAUACAAAAACACCAGAGUAAAGAAUUUGUCGUAAUGGUUAAUUUAGCUAUGAUGAUAAGACCGGUAUUUCUUGUCAUCGUCGUUUAAGGAAGAUGGGUAGCUAACGGUUAUUGUGAAUAAUCAGAUUAAUAUAAUAAAUUAAAAACGUUUACAUGCUUUGCAAAAAUAAUGAUUUCCCUAAUAAUCCUGUUUCCAUGGACACAUCUGAAAUCAGGCUACCUGAUGGGACUUUGAUAAAGCCGAAAAUCGCAAAAGAAGGAAGCUUGCGCUGCUCGUGCUAGCACAUGCACAGAUCAAAUACACUGCUAUAACAAAUCAUUUGAAAGAUUGCUCAGAAAACCAGGUCUUUUAAUCGGCGUAUGCUUGCUUCGAUUAUGACCUUACGUCGAUUUAAAAUAAGCAGAGUGAGGUGUUUAUAUGACUAAUGCCUUACUCAGCCUACUGCCAGAAUCAGUUUAGUAUCUAAUUAUUAGUGUGCAUAUAAACGUACUCAGUGAUUCAGUCAUCACCACUACAGGGUAUUGGGCACUCAAGGACUGUCCCUGAAACUGCAGAGCUGUCAUUAUGUAAAAGGAAGUAACCUCUCCUGACCUCAGCCAGAUAUGCUCUGAUAUGGGAUAUUACCUAGGACUAUGCAGUCUUCUCAUGCAUGAGAAGGGUCUGUUAUAUAACAUUUGAACACUUUAAGUUGUUGUUUAGUUAGUUGUUGGAUACACAAUUAAACAUUGGGGUACAAAUCACUUCAUGAGUCACUGAUACACCAGUUCGGUUCCUUUAGUCAUCAAUGAGUCAUUGACACAACUUCCUUCCUGUUCUUAUAGAGGUACCCAAAACACAAUCUUCCCACUCUCUUAUUAAGACUACUAUAGAGACAUACUGCCCCAUCAUUUACCUUUACAUCUUAGUCAUUUAGCAGACGCUCUUAUCCAGAGCCACUUACAGUUAGUGAGUGCAUACAUUUUCAUACUGCCCCCCCCCGUUGGGAAACGAACCCACAACCCUGGCGUUGCAAGCGCCAUGCUCUACCAACUGAGCUACAGGGGACAGUUGGGCCAUGAUGGGCCAAGCUACAGUUGGCCCAUCAUGGAGUGGAUAAUACGAUGGCGCCAGGUCAGAAUCAAUUCAGGAAGGGAAUUGAAAUAUUCUGUUAAGUGAUGGGCCAACUUCAUGUCAUCGGGCAGCAGAAAAUGCUUUCUCAGUCUCACAUGUGACCUUCUGCAAAGGGUGGUGAACAUAAAGUGUGAAGGAAGACUGCUAUCGCGCAUCACUGUUGUUAAGCUGGGUGUAAAGUUCAAGGUGUCUAGUGUGGAAUCUAUUUACAGUGCCUUCAGAAAAUAUUCACACCCCUUGACUUUUCCCCCAGUUUGUAAAACAAAUUCUGAAAAAUAAAACACUAAUAUAUCUUGAUUACAUAAGUAUUCAACCCCCUGAGUCAAUACAUGUUAGAAUCACCUUUGACUCUUUCUGGGUAAGUCUCUAAGAGCUUUGCACACCUGGAUUGUACAACAUUUGAACAUUAUUCUUUUAAAAUUCUUCAAGUUCUGUCAAGUUGGUUGUUGAUCAUUGCUAGACAGCCAUUUUCAAGUCUUGCCAUAGAUUUUCCAGCUGAUUUAAGUCAAAACUGUAGCUAGGCCACUCAGGAACAUUCAAUGUCAUCUUGGUAAGCAACUCCAGUGUAUAUUUGGCCUUGUGUUUUAGGUUAUUGUCCUGCUGAAAGGUGAAUUUGUCUCCCAGUGUCUGUUGGAUAGCAUACUGAACCAGGAUUUCCUCUAUGAUUUUGCCUGUGUUAGCUUUAAGCCAUUUCUUUUUAUCCUAAAAAACUCCCUAGUCCUUGCCGAUGACAAACAUACCCAUAACAUGGUGCAGCCACCACCAUGCUUGAAAAUAUAUAGAGUGGUACUCAGUGAUGUGUUGUGUUGGAUUUGCCCCAAACAUAAUGCUUUGUAUUCAUGACUUAAAGUUAAUUUCUUAGCCACAUUUUUUUGUAGUUUUACUUUAGUGCCUUAUUGCAAACAGGAUGCAUGUUUUGGAAUAUGUUUUAUUCUUUACAGGCGUCCUUCUUUUCACUCUGUUAUUUAGGUUAGUAUUGUGGAAUAACUAUAAUGUUAUUGAUCCAUUCUCAGUUUUCUCCUAUCAUAGCCAUUAAACUCUGUAACUGUUUUAAAGUCACCAUUGGCCUCAUGGUGAAAUCCCUGAGCGGUUUCCUUCCUAUCCGGAAACUGAGUUAGGAAAGACGCCUGGAACUUUGUAGUGACUGGGUGUAUUGAUCCAAAGUGUAAUUAAUAACUUCACCAUGCUCAAAGGAAUAUUCAAUGUCUGCUUUAAAAUUUUUUUUAUCUACCAAUAGGUAUCUUUCAUUUUGAGGCAUUGGAAAACCUCCCUGGUCUUUGUGGUUGAAUCUGUGUUUGAAAUGCACUGCUCGACGGAGUGACCUUACAGAUAAUUGUAUGUGUGGGGUACAGAGAUGAGGUAGUCAUUCAGAAAUCUUGUUAAACACUAUUAUUACACACAGAGUGAGUCCAUGCAAUGUAUUAUGUGACUUGUUAAGCACAUUUUGACUCCUGAAUUGAUUUAGGCUUGCCAUAACAAAGGGAUUGAAGACUUAGGCCUAUUGACUCAAGUCAUUUCAGCUCUUCAUUUUUUAUUCAUUUGUACCCAUUUCAAAAAAUAUAAUUCCACUUGGACAUUAUGGGGUAUUGUGUGUAAGCUAGUGACCCAAAAUCUCAAUUGAAUCCAUUUUAAAUUCAGGCUGUAACACAACAAAAUGUGGAUAAAGUCAAGGGGUGUGAAUACUUUCUGCAGGCACUGUAUCUAGAAGAGUUUGGACUCUUCCCAACAUCACUCCUCCUCCCCCUGGUUAAUGUGUAGUGAGACAUUGUCUGUUGUGAGUAACCAUUCAGAAACACCGGACGUCACUAGACUUUCAUGAAGGAAGAUUUUCUCUUUAUUCCUUUUUUUACUUUCACUGCUCUUUUCUUUCUCUUAAUGUCUUCCUUGUCCUUGCUUCUCCAAGCUCUAUAGAGAGCUUUCAUCUCUCUCUCACUUUCCUAUUUUCUGUUCCCCUGCUCUGUGACCUUUAGUGUCAUGUGACGGUGUUAGUAGUAGUUCACCCAGACAACAGUGAUCAUGGAAGAUCUGCAGUUAUGUGUUGUCACUCCUCACGACAAGACCCUGGAAUGCACAGGCACACAAUGCAGCCUCUUCCCAUUCACUGGGGCGUACAGUCUGUUAGUACUAAUCAAGGAGAGUACCUAAUUAUGAUUGUUGUUGCUGAUUUUAAGAAAAAUAAAACAUUGUUAAUGUUCUUAUUUUACCCUCCACCCCCUUUCCUUUCCUUACUUUGUACUUUAACCUGUCACCUUUCCCAGGAUCUUAGCUCCAGCUCAGAAAGUCUUGAUUGUUAGACUAAGACUGGUGCAGUAAGUUAACGGCCUCCAUCACCACAUACUUAUGUGGUGCAUUCUGGGAUGAUGGCUGCCUGUCUCCAUUGGCAGCUGGGGUGUAGACUACUCUCUGUAUGUGAAGUGAGGAGUCGUAAGUAAGCAUGUAUCUCAAUAUGCAACUUUGGGCUCCAGAGCUAAAAAGCCCUCAGGGGUCAUUGAUGGCAGCAGUGGGAUCCGUUCGUCAUCGCUUUUUUGGUCAGUUGUGUAUCUAUCAUUGUUAUGGGUGCAGAUUGUGAUACAUGCUUAUAAACCUCCACUCUAAUGGUUUAAUUUUCUAUUUUUCCUGUUUUAGGAUAAAAUAUGUGUGUAUGACGUUUUGGGGCUUGUGUAAACUUUGACUUUGCUAAACCACUGCUGAAAUAAUUUAGCCUCAAAUGAAUGAUUUGCUAAUGGUUUCAAGUUCUGGUCUUUCUUGUUUCAACUAGUCUUAUCUUCUGACAUUUGUGUCAAGUUGGUUGCUGAAGUGUGUCAGCUUUUAAAAGGCUAUUUUGAGACUACAGGCGAUUAUACACAUUUGCUCACUUGAAUCAGCUGUAAUAAUGGGCCCUGACUCCUGAAUCAUUUCUAACAAACUUGACACAAAUGGACCAGCGGCUCAUGGCUGUAUAUCUAAGUUGCUAUUGUAAUUUCACAAGGGAGUGGUGCUCUGAUUUCCCAACUCUCUGGGGGUCAACAUGAGAAGGUGUGUUGUGUUGAGAGUAUUUGGUUCCAACACAACACUGAACUAUUCUUACAAAACACUAUUCCUCCAAAAGGUCAUUAUGUUCAUACAUCUUAUUUACUCUUGCCGUGCUUCCUCCUCCUCUGUAGCCAGUACGUCUGGCACCCCAGAGAGAGUUCAUCAAGUCCCUGAUGGGCAUUGGGAAGCGGCUGGCCACGCUGCCCACCAAGGAGCAGAAGACGUCCCGGCUCAUCUCGGAGCUAUCGCUGCUCAACCACAAGCUGCCCGCCCGCGUCUGGCUGCCCACCGCCGCCUUCGACCACCACGUAGUGCGCGUCCCUCACACACAGGCUGUGGUGCUCAACUCCAAAGACAAGGUGGGGGGAGACACACACACAGUGUAGAAUGAGACGAUGCACCAAUUCAAACAUGUAAACAAUCACCUCUACCUCAUCAGGCGCCAUACCUCAUCUAUGUAGAGGUUCUGGAGUGUGAGGACUUUGAGACCUCCAACGUUCCGUUGCGGAUCUCCGAGACGAGGAUCCGCAGUACGCGCUCAGUGGAGAACCUUCCAGACUGCGGCAUCACGGCGGAUCAGCGCGCCGGGGGCUUCUCAACAGUUCACAACUACGAUGAGGAUAACGAAGCCUGGUCUGUGGACGACAUCGGGGAUCUGCAGGUGGAGGUAGGGGUCAGGAGCCAAACAUUUUAGGUGGUACCCACCCUUAUCAGUUAGUGAAGGAGUGUUGUAAACCCUUGUGUUUUCACACCUCUCUUGUGGGCUGUAGACUCACUCUCUCCCCUGUUCUUUCCCUCUUCUCUGUUUUCCCAGCUCGCAGAGUUCCACACCAACAGCUGUGACAACAUCUCCCAGUUCUCAGUGGACAGCAUCACCAGCCUAGACAGCAAGGAGCCCAUCUUCAUCGCUGCUGGAGACAUCAGGUACAGAGGAAUAGCUUUGGGUGGUAUAUUGUAGUCUUUCAAACUGUUAUGUAUAUGAUGCUUCUUCAGUAGUGUUCCUCUUGUAUAACAGUGAGAGUGUGUUUCUUCCCCCCUCUACACAGGCGCCGGCUCUCAGAGCAGCUAGCUCACACACCGACCACAUUCAAGCGAGACCCAGAGGACCCUUCAGCAGUGGCUCUCAAGGAGCCGUGGCAGGAGAAGGUUCAGUGCGUACACAAUCCCUGCAGUGGACCAUGGAGGUGUUGCAUGCCUCGAUUGUAACCUCAAGGCUAGAGGAAAGGUUUGAGCUUUGCUAAUUGUAUGUUCCUGUACUUUUUGUGUUCUUUUGAACAGGCGGAUAAGGGAGGGUUCCCCCUAUGGUCACAUCCCUACCUGGCGGUUAUUGUCAGUCAUCGUCAAGUGUGGCGACGACCUUCGGCAAGAGCUCCUGGCCUCUCAAGUGCUGCAGCAGCUCCAGGUAAUUAUGGACACUCUAGCUCCAACUCCACAUACACAGCAAAGAUGAGCUUCUCUUUCCACAUAUCCACACCCAGUAUUUACACUACAGUAAUAAUAUAAUAAUAUGCCAUUUAGCAGACGCUUUUAUCCAAAGCAACUUACAGUCAUGCGUGCAUACAUUUCUGUAUGCAUGUAUAUACUUUAUCUGUACUAAUCAUGUACCUCUCCCUCUCCCAGAUCAUCUGGGAACAGGAACGUGUGCCUAUCUGGAUCAAACCCUACAAGAUCCUGGUGAUCUCCUCUGACAGCGGCAUGAUUGAACCCAUAGUCAAUGCAGUGUCCAUCCACCAGGUGAGCGGGCUCAGAAAGGCUCCAACAAAAUCACACACAAAAACAAACUUAGCUAUUAGUAGUAUUUAACAUUACUAUUUGAGAACAUUACUCUCGCAAAACCUUUCCCUCCUCAGCCAGCUAGAUCAAUACCUUUUCUUCCAGAUAUUAGGCUUCUAGCGGCAGGUAGCCUAGCGGUUAGGGCGUUAGCGUUGGCCCAGUAACCGAAAGGUCGCUAGUUCGAAUCCCCAAGCUGACAAGGUGAAAAAUAUGUUGAUGCGCCCUUGAGCAAGGCACUUUACCCUAAUUUCUCCAGGAUCACUGUUGAUAAUGCCCUGGCCGUGACCCCACUCUCCGAGAGUGUCUGAGGGGGAGUUGGGAUAUGCAAAAAAAAAUAUAAUAUAUAUAUAUAUAUAUAUAAGCACCCACCAAAUUAUUAUUAAAUAUGUCCUGUAAACUUCAAGGAGUUGGUCUGAUGGGAAUCCGUGAUGUCAUCGCCCCGCCCCCCCGUGCUAUGUCAUGACUGGACCACCUAUUAAAAUGUGCCUAUUGUUAAGUAAAUCAGCGGUUAAAGGAGGUGAAAAGGUGACUGGAAUGGGACUUUAAAUGUUAAAGUUAUCUGUUAUCCCUCCGCCAGGUGAAGAAACAGAGCCAGAUGCCUCUGCUGGACUACUUCCUGCAGGAACACGGUACCCACACCACUGAGGCCUUCCUCACGGCCCAGCGCAACUUUGUUCAGAGCUGUGCAGGCUACUGUCUCAUCUGCUACCUUCUGCAGGUCAAAGACAGGUCAGACACUCCCACUACGCCCUCUCAUUCACUCCUUUAUCCUCUUUCAUCGCUUACAUCCUUGACCAUUCUGGUCUUCAUCGUCCCUCUUCUUUCGGACCAUUUGUUUAUCUCCGUUCCCCCUUUCUUUUUACCAUUUCGUUUCUCAUCCUUCCCCUCUUUCUUUCUGACCAUUUCUGUUCUCUCAUCUCGUUCCCCUCUUUCUCGUUCUGACCAUUUCUGUUCUCUCAUCUCGUUCCCCUCUUUCUUUCUGACCAUUUCUGUUCUCUCAUCUCGUUCCCCUCUUUCUUUCUGACCAUUUCUGUUCUCUCAUCCCUCUUCUUUCUCUCACAUCUUUCCUCAUCUGACCUUUCUUUCUGUCCAUCGCUCCCCCUGUUCGACCUUCUGCUUCAUCCAUCCACUUUGUCAACAUCGUUAUACAGCCUAUGGCACAUUCUGAUUCAAUUGCACUCUGUUGCGUUCAUUCUGUUCCACUCUUGACGCAACUGGUCUUCAACCUCUGUCUUUCUGCCUCCACUCAGCGAUGUUCUGAUGAGACAUGAGGUAAAGCAGAGGUUUGAAACACUUUGCCAUCUUGAACAAAGCAAAUGGAUUAUUACAACAGUUGUUCUUGUGACUGCUCUCUCUAGGUGAUGGGAGGUCUGGAUGGAGACAUGUUUAAUUACUAUAAGAUGCUCUGUCUCUCUAGGUGAUGGGAGGUCUGGAUGGAGACAUGUUUAAUUACUAUAAGAUGCUCUGUCUCUCUAGGUGAUGGGAGGUCUGGAUGGAGACAUGUUUAAUUACUAUAAGAUGCUCUGUCUCUCUAGGUGAUGGGAGGUCUGGAUGGAGACAUGUUUAAUUACUAUAAGAUGCUCUGUCUCUCUAGGUGAUGGGAGGUCUGGAUGGAGACAUGUUUAAUUACUAUAAGAUGCUCUGUCUCUCUAGGUGAUGGGAGGUCUGGAUGGAGACAUGUUUAAUUACUAUAAGAUGCUCUGUCUCUCUAGGUGAUGGGAGGUCUGGAUGGAGACAUGUUUAAUUACUAUAAGAUGCUCUGUCUCUCUAGGUGAUGGGAGGUCUGGAUGGAGACAUGUUUAAUUACUAUAAGAUGCUCUGUCUCUCUAGGUGAUGGGAGGUCUGGAUGGAGACAUGUUUAAUUACUAUAAGAUGCUCUGUCUCUCUAGGUGAUGGGAGGUCUGGAUGGAGACAUGUUUAAUUACUAUAAGAUGCUCUGUCUCUCUAGGUGAUGGGAGGUCUGGAUGGAGACAUGUUUAAUUACUAUAAGAUGCUCUGUCUCUCUAGGUGAUGGGAGGUCUGGAUGGAGACAUGUUUAAUUACUAUAAGAUGCUCUGUCUCUCUAGGUGAUGGGAGGUCUGGAUGGAGACAUGUUUAAUUACUAUAAGAUGCUCUGUCUCUCUAGGUGAUGGGAGGUCUGGAUGGAGACAUGUUUAAUUACUAUAAGAUGCUCUGUCUCUCUAGGUGAUGGGAGGUCUGGAUGGAGACAUGUUUAAUUACUAUAAGAUGCUCUGUCUCUCUAGGUGAUGGGAGGUCUGGAUGGAGACAAAUUUUUUGUUGGGUUGGAUGGAAUUUAAUUACUAUAAGAUGCUCUGUCUCUCUAGGUGAUGGGAGGUCUGGAUGGAGACAUGUUUAAUUACUAUAAGAUGCUCUGUCUCUCUAGGUGAUGGGAGGUCUGGAUGGAGACAUGUUUAAUUACUAUAAGAUGCUCUGUCUCUCUAGGUGAUGGGAGGUCUGGAUGGAGACAUGUUUAAUUACUAUAAGAUGCUCUGUCUCUCUAGGUGAUGGGAGGUCUGGAUGGAGACAUGUUUAAUUACUAUAAGAUGCUCUGUCUCUCUAGGUGAUGGGAGGUCUGGAUGGAGACAUGUUUAAUUACUAUAAGAUGCUCUGUCUCUCUAGGUGAUGGGAGGUCUGGAUGGAGACAUGUUUAAUUACUAUAAGAUGCUCUGUCUCUCUAGGUGAUGGGAGGUCUGGAUGGAGACAUGUUUAAUUACUAUAAGAUGCUCUGUCUCUCUAGGUGAUGGGAGGUCUGGAUGGAGACAUGUUUAAUUACUAUAAGAUGCUCUGUCUCUCUAGGUGAUGGGAGGUCUGGAUGGAGACAUGUUUAAUUACUAUAAGAUGCUCAUGCUGCAGGGCCUGAUAGCAGCACGUAAACACAUGGACAAAGUCAUCCAGAUAGUGGAGAUCAUGCAGCAAGGUAAUUACUCUUAAUUCUUACCUUGUCCUAACACACAACUAUGUGUCAGUCAUGACAUUUCUCUCUUGUCCUAAUCUGUAUAUUAGUCAUGUUAUCUUUAGCUUUAGUUAGUCAUGAAAAGCAGCUUUAACUUUGAGGAAAGUUCUUUAUCGAUAAGUACAAUUGGUCAUUAUAAGUACCAAACCGUACUACACUGUACAUCCUCAGUGCCCCUCUAUUCUCCCUCCCAGGCUCCCAGCUGCCCUGCUUCCACGGCUCCAGCACCAUCCGGACCCUGAAGGAGCGUUUCCACAUGAGCCUGACGGAGGAGCAGCUGCAGGUCCUGGUGGAGCAGAUGGUGGACGGAUCCAUGCGCUCCAUCACCACCAAGCUCUACGACGGCUUCCAGUACCUCACCAACGGCAUCAUGUGAACGUGUGUGUACAGGACGUGUGUGUGUGGAAAGGAUACAUGAGUGUGUAUGUUUCUAAAUGUGCAGUGGACAUACAUGGACUGGACUGGAGAGGCCACACCACUGGCAAAGACCACUCGCCCCCAUACCUCUACGGACAGAAUACGUUCGGUUAUAGUUCUCUUUCUAACACAACCUCAACCUUGGACUGAUGUCUUUGCUCACAGGAUUCAGACUGAAGACAGGAGAGGUUUCAGCUGUGAAGAUUUUCCUCUUUUGAUAUUUCCUUUUUGUUUGUGUUGUCUGUUUUAUCCUUUUUUUUAUAUCUUUCAGUUUGCUUUGUUUUCUCAAAGAGGAAUCUGUUCUGUUUCUCCCCCUCUCUUCAGUAUGUAAUGGUACAGUAAUGACCUGUGCCUCCAGAUAUUCAUGACACUCACCAGCCCUUUAACUCAAUCUGUCUCACCCCAGUGUGUGAGGCUGUUCAGUCUCCAUAUUUACCAUCUCAUUCCCAACUCUAUUAUAGUGGCUUUCUCUACACUUUCUCAGUCAUGGAAUGAACACUCUUACCGAAAUGCUUAGGAACCAGCUCUGUUCCCCUGUCAUUGGAACGCCAUACUCACGACUGUUCUUGGUUGUUGAGGAGUGACAUUGUUUGCUAGAUGCACAUAGUUCCCUCAAAAUAUGAUCCUACAGUAGUGGGUUGGAAUGAGGUAGCUCCACGCUACCAAUGUAUCUUCUAUCAACCUAAUUUCUUCUGGAAGCUUUUGUUCAUCACUUUGUAUGAAGGGACAUGACGCAUUCAACUGUGAAGACGUGUAUUUAUGCCUGGUAUCAUUUUGGAGGAAGAAGAAGAAGAGUCUACUGCUGUCUAUGUAUUGAGUGACUGGUACUCGGAAUGGUCUGAAUACACAUUUACAUUGACAUUUAGCAGACGCUCUUAUCCAGAGCGACUUAGUGAGUGCAUACAUUUUCAUACCAAGGACACCAGUGUGGCUGAAGUACCUCAAAAGAACCCAGUAUUUCGCAAAGGCUUUGAAUAUUAAGGAAAAUAGUCAAUUCACAAAUGGUUGGCUUAAAAGUGUUCAACAUUUCAUAUUCAGAAUACUUUUGGGAUCGAGGUUGAUAAGGAUAGGGUCUAUGGACUAUGGCUGAUUUUCUGUGUUUUAGGGCGGGAUAGAGAUACAAAACCUUAUCCUGUUCUCUGUUUCAUCAUGACAGUUUUAUUUCCAUCCACUACUCCACAUUCAUCUCAAUAGAAGCUGGAUUUUCACCCCUGUUCCAGAAGUCUGAAUAUGAAAGGGCAAACUAAUUACAAGCUAGAAUCCUAAUUAACUUUAUUUCUCCCAACCGUUUUUCUACUACCUUAGUGUUUUUGUCAAUCCUUUUAUUUCUUUAUGACCUGUUAUUUAAUGGACCAGCUGUUAUGAUCAUGUGACCUCCCUUAACUUGUAAAUGUUUCUUUAUAAUAAAUUAAUUUGUCUCAGUCAGGCUGUUGAAAAUGACAUUUUUACCUGCCCGAAUAUUCAAUACCUUACUAUCUACUACAACUACUACUUGCCACCUCAGUACUUGGGUGAUAGGCUUAGAAUUUUUUAUUUAUUUAAACAUUCUGGAGUUAAAUAAAAUACUGCUUCACCUAUCAUGGGGAGCCAUCUGCAGAGGUAUUCCCUUACCUGUCCACACUUGCCGCUAUUAACCAAAUGUUUAAAUUACUUACAACCUGACCACACCUCCUUAGAAGAAGUCAGGCUAGGCUACUCCAUCAACUUUGAAGCACCGGGUGAAAGUUUUUACAAUUAUAGAAAACAGCAUAUAAUACCGAAAAUUAAAUUAACCAUCUUUAGAUUUAUAAGUAUGAUAUUACGUUUGAGUUUCACCUGAGCUCGGGACAUUCCUUGCUUAGCGCCUCAAGCUUUCCGUGUAAAGUGGAUUUCUCAAAAUUUACGGCUGGGAAGUGAAUCAGGAAGUAAUAUCAAGUUAAAAUGGUAAGUAACCUAUACUUUAAUUUCUCUGCGUUUUUCUCAUUCACAACUACACACCGAAAUUCAUUUAAACAUCAUAAAUCAAAGUGUAGCCUACUCAUGUGAAGUUUGUGCUUCUCUCCCGACUGGAGAAUAUUCUUUGAGCCAGCACAAGUCAGAUUGCUUAGUGCUUGUGAUACAAAAACCUGGUGGCUGACAAGGAUUGUAGACAAAUAUCCUUGGCUGCAUGAUCGGAGCUCGAAAAGGCGCUGUCCAUUCUUUGAUACAAAAAUCACUAACUUUAAACAACUGGCACUGUUGGAACCACACGAUGCAAAUAUCAGUAAGUCUGCGCAGAUUUAUUUUGCACAGACUUCCUUGUUGUGAACAUUUGAUUCAAUCAGUAGGCUAUUGCCUCAAAUGUCCCAGUACUUCUUGAUCUCCUUUCCAAUAACUGAAAAGUAUGGACAGGUUUUCACCUUAGUGUUGCUUCCACCUGUCAAGUCAUGAUCAGUGGUGCUAGGCUAUAGGAAAGGUGAAAGGGAGCUAUCGUAUCUAAUAACAUUGGAAUAGGCACAUAGCUUAGGCCUAACCACCGAUGGAAACUCACUACUAGCCUGGGCAUCCACUUUUUCCAGUGGUCCCAUUGCAUGUACACCUAAAUCACAGCCUAUGCAUACCUGUAGUCUACUACACUUAGCCACGGAGAGUUGGGGUGCUGGAGCACCCCCUGAAAAAUCGGAAUAAAAAAAUAUAUUAAUUGUUUAUUUGUUUAUUUUUCUCACAAAGUAGUGCACUGGGCCUUUAAUAGUACUGUAUUAGUGCACCAAUAAGAACAUGCAAAACAUUGUUUUCUCUGCUGCCUACAAAAAAAUCAAAAACUACUUCCCGUGGCUAUGCUACUAUAGUAAAUGUUUUGCCUCUAAACGUUACUGCACUCAGCUAGCAAAAUGGUUUGUUUUGCUGUCUUCCCUGCCAAACAGCAUGUGAAGCUGAUUCAAAUGAAUCAACCUGGAACAACGUGUCUGGGCAGUAUUAUCCCCACUGAACAGGCCCUAGGAGGGAAAUGGAAUGUAGACAAUUCAGGAUAGGAAGAUUUGAGGUCCACGGGGGACAGACCCCUCUCUGUGACGUCAUGCAUACAAAAUUAUACCUGGUCAUAGCUUUGGGACUCAACAUCGGGAGUCUGUGUAUUGGUUGGACACAUUCAGGAGGACAACGUGACAGAAUAUUCAUACUUUCCCGAUCUCCUCAUUUUGAUCAAUACUGAUCAAGUUAAAGAGAAAAGGAGAACAAACCACUGUUGAUAUUCACCCUGUGACCUGUUUGGUUCCUUGUUAUAAAUUCUACAGACACAUGACUGUUCCACGAGAACUGGACUGUCUGUUGCAAUACCCAAACCGUCUGUCUGUCAUGGUGAUUCAUGACUGAUAAAUCACAAGGUCUUUACCUCGUGGCAUUGCCUCUGCAUGCCCAUCUGACCAUCACUGAAUGUAUCAAGAAACUACACAGCCUGCACACUAUAUUGCUCCUUAACCUUUCUGUUUCUUUCAUAUGCAGAGUUUUUCAUUCAGCACCUUGUAUAAUGUGAUGUGUGUUUGACAAUUACUUUACAUCACUGAAUUGUCCAGGGUAUUUCGAUCAUAAACAUUUAUUGACUCAUGGUAGGCCGUUAUUGUAAUUAAGAAUUUGUUCUAAAUUGACUUGCCUAGUUAAAUAAAGAUUAAAUAAAUAAAAUUAUACUGUUCUGUUUCAUCCUGGCAGGCACACCGCUAUAUUAUUAUAUUACUACAGCGCUAACUUGUGGUCAAUAUGGCAAUAUUCAAGGUUAUUUCGGGAAGAGUGUGUAGAUUCACGUCAACGGUUGAGACAUUUCUUCUUUAGCUGUUAGAGUAUGACCAUAGCUCUCAUCCUCUUCUGAAAUAGAGGCUGCUGUGAUUGUGUAAUACAUGUGGUGGGAAAAUCUUUAUGGUUGUGUGGUGCGGUGAGUAUGAAGACUGUGUUUCUUUACUUUCUGGUCAUAACACUUCAAUUAAGCUUAUUUGUGUCAUGCAUGUUAGGCACAGUCUAAACAGUGUAUUGGAUUGCUACUUUGAUAUCAUGUAUUGUGUACAAGGUUGGUGACCACCAGUGUACAUUGUGCGGCCGUUACAAUUUGCACCACACAAACCGUUGUACAUUACAGAAUUCCACAAUGCGAUUUUGAAGAGCUCACAGCCUUUUGUGUAAAGUAGUUGUUAUGUCAGAUUCCGGCAUAUUCAGUUUCCCCUGCUACCAGCACAUCACUGAUCCCACUCAUCAGUCAGUGUUCUGAGUUAAUGAGGACAUAUGAGUGUUCAUUAAUGGGCAAGGAGAGGAGUUGAAUUUGCACAGAUAAUCUUAUUGCAACCAGUCUAUCUCCCUCUUUCUUUCUCUGUCUCCCUCUCUCUCUGCCUCCCUCUCUCUCUGCCUCCCUCUUUCUCUGUCUCCCUCUUUCUCUCUGUCUUUCUCUGUCUCUGUCUCUGUUUCUCUGUCUCAGGGGAGUAAGGAGCGCUACCACUGGCAGACCCAGAAUGUUAAGAUCAGCGGGGUGGACGACAUGGUCCUGCUCUCCAAGAUCAACGAGGAUGCCAUCACUGACAACCUCAAGAAGAGAUACAUGGACGACUACAUCUUUGUAUCCUUCAGCUUGUAGUAGAACCAGGGCACACACUGCUAUAUGUGGCAAAUACACUGAGGCUUUGCUCUGCUUUGUAGAUGUACAUACACCGUAGUCUCUCUGUCAUACACACACACACACACACACACACACACACCCUGUGAUCACUUCAGCCACAUUAGCUUGUUAUGAGAUUAGCCUUAAUAACAUACUUUAAAAAAAGUGUAGAACAACAUGGAAGGGUAAUAUGUUUGUGUCUCAACCACCAUAUUUACAGUACACCACAUGUAGCGUUAGGGACUAGCACUGCGAUCACAGCUACAACUAUACACAUCAAUGCCGUUGUGGCCCCUGCCGGUGCUGUAUUCUAGAUGGUUAUUCAAAUUUUCCUUAACAGGUCUUCCUCAGACCUACAUAGGGUCGGUGCUGAUCUCUGUCAACCCCUUUAAACAGCUGCCCUACUUCACUGACAGAGAGGUGGAGCUCUACCAGGGAGCUGUGAGUAAUAUACACUACUAAACCCACUGGGCUUUCUGCUGUCUGGCUGGCUGGCUGGCUGGCUGGCUGGCUGGCUGGCUGGCUGCACCUACCUACCAGUUUCAAGAUUUGUUUGCAUCACUCGAUCUAGACGGAGAAACUGUAGUGUACAAAAGGCUGAUUGUAUAGUCCUGCUUAUCAAUAUGUGAUGCAAAGUAGGCCCUUCCACAUUCCCACUAUCAUGUAAAUGAUAUGUUCAAUGCCAUUAUGUUGUCCAUUGUUUACCUCACCUCAUAAUGACAGAGUUAAUGAAUAACCCCAACGCUUCCUGUCUCUCAGUUAAUGUCCUUAGUUUCACUCUGGUCUGAGGGACCAGUAGACACUCGAUUAACCAGUUCUAUUACAAAUAUGUGAGAAUGUCUGCUGCUGCUGAAGUUUUUGUAAAUUAUUUUUUUGUAUCACUAUUUAUCUAAAGUGCUGUAAGUAAGAAGCUUAAUCUAUUGUGAAUGCUGUUUACCAAGCUGGACAAAAACACAUCUAAUAACAAGACAGUAUAUGUUGAAAAUAAAGUGCUGGAUAAUUGAUAGCAAGCCACCUAGGGCUUGUAGAAAACAUAUAUAAACUCAGCAAAAAAAGAAACGUCCCUUUUUCAGGACCCUGUCUUUCAAAGAUAAUUCGUAAAAAUCCAAAUAACUUCACAGAUCUUCAUUGUAAAGGGUUUAAACACUGUUUCCCAUGCUUGUUCAAUGAACCAUAAACAAUUAAUGAACAUGCACCUGUGGAACGAUCUUUAAGACACUAACAGCUUACAGACGGCAGGCAAUUAAGGUCACAGUUAUGAAAACUUAGGACACUAAAGAGGCCUUUCUACUGAACACCAAAAGAAAGAUGCCCAGGGUCCCUGCUCAUCUGCGUGAACGUGCCUUAGGCAUGCUGCAAGGAGGCAUGAGGACUGCAGAUGUGGCCAGGGCAAUAAAUUGCAACGUCCGUACUGUGAGACGCCUAAGACAGCGCUACAGGGAGACAGGACGGACAGCUGAUCGUCCUCGCAGUGGCAGACCACGUGUAACAACACCUGCACAGGAUCGGUACAUCCGAACAUAACACCUGCGGGACAGGUACAGGAUGGCAACAACAACUGCCCAAGUUACACCAGGAAUGCACAAUACCUCCAUCAGUGCUCAGACUGUCCGCAAUAGGCUGAGAGAGGCUGGACUGAGGGCUUGUAGGCCUGUUGUAAGGCAGGUCCUCACCAGACAUCACCGGCAACAACGUUGCCUAUGGGCACAAACCCACCAUCGCUGGACCAGACAGGACUGGCAAAAGGUGCUCUUCACUGACGAGUCACGGUUUUGUCUCACCAGGGGUGAUUGUCGGAUUCACGUUUAUCGUAGAAGGACAGAGGCCUGUACUCUGGAGCGGGAUCGAUUUGGAGGUGGAGGGUCCGUCAUAGUCUGGGGCGGUGUGUCACAGCAUCAUCGGACUGAGCUUGUUGUCAUCGCAGGCAAUCUCAACACUGUGCGUUACAGGGAAGAUAUCCUCCUCCCUCAUGUGGUACCCUUCCUGCAGGCUCAUCCUGACCUGACCCUCCAGCAUGACAAUGCCACCAGCCAUACUGCUUGUUCUGUGCGUGAUUUCCUGCAAGACAGAAUGUCAGUGUUCUGCCAUGGCCAGCGAAGAGCCCGGAUCUCAAUCCCAUUGAGCACGUCUGGGACCUGUUGGAUCGGAGGGUGAGGGCUAGGGCCAUUCCCCCCAGAAAUGUCUGGGAACUUGCAGGUGCCUUGGCGGAAGAGUGGGGUAACAUCUCACAGCAAGAACUGGCAAAUACUUAUUUCCCUCAUUAAAAUGCAAAUCAAUUUAUAACAUUUUGACAUGCGUUUUUCUGGAUUUUUUUGUUGUUAUUCUGUCUCUCACUGUUCAAAUAAACCUACCAUUAAAAUUAUAGACUGAUCAUUUCUUUGUCAGUGGGCAAACGUACAAAAUCAGCAGGGCAUCAAAUACUUUUUUCCCUCAUUGUGUGUAUAUAUAUAUAUAUAUAUAUAGUACCAGUCAAAUGUUUGGACACACCUACUCAUUCCAGGGUUUUUCUUUAUUUUUACUAUUUUCUACAUUGUAGAAUAAUAGUGAAGACAUCAAAACUAUGAAAUAACACAUAUUUUCAUAUGGAAAAAGUGUUAUAUAAAAUAUAUUUUGAUUUGUUUUUGAGAUUCUUCAAAGUAGCCACCCUUUGCCUUGAUGACAGCUUUGCACACUCUUGGCAUUCUCUCAACCAGCUUCAUGAGGUAGUCACCUGGAAUGCAUUUCAAUUAACAAGUGUGCCUUGUUAAAAGUUAAUUUGUGGAAUUUCUUUCCUUCUUAAUGCGUUUGAGCCAAUCAGUUGUGUUGUGACAAGGUAGGGGUGGUAUACAGAAGAUAGCCCUAUUUGGUGAAAGACCAAGUCCAUAUUAUGGCAAGAACAGUGCAAAUAAGCAAAGAGAAACGACAGUCCAUCAUUACUUUAAGACAUGAAGGUCAGUCAAUUCGUAACAUUUCAAGAAAGUGUAGUCGCAAAAACCAUCAAGCGCUAUGAUGAAACUGUCUCUCAUGAGGACCGCCAAAGGAAAGGAACACCCAGAGUUACCUCUGCUGCAGAGGAUAAGUUCAUUAGACUUAACUGCGCCUCAGAUUGCAGCCCAAAUAAUGCUUCACAGAGUUAAAGUAACAGACACAUCUCAACAUCAACUGUUCAGAGGAGACUGCGUGAAUCAGGCCUUCAUGGUCGAAUUGAUGCAAAGAAACCUCUACUAAAGGACACCAAUAAGAAGAAGAGACUUGCUUGGCCAAGAAACACGAGCAAUGGACAUUAGACUAGUGUAAAUCUGUCCUUUGGUCUGAUGAGUCCAAAUUAGAUUUUUGGUUCCAACCGCCGUGUCUUUGUGAGACGCAGAGUAGGUAAACGGAUGAUCUCCGCAUGUGUGGUUCCCACCGUGCAGCAUGGAGGAGGAGGUGUGAUGGUGUGGGGGUGCUUUUCUGGUGACACUGGCAGUGAUUUAUUUAGAAUUCAAGGCACACUUAACCAGCAUGGCUACCACAGGAUUCUGCAGCGAUACGCCAUCCCAUCUGGUUUGGGCUUAGUGGGACUAUCAUUUGUUUUUCAACAGGACAAUGACCCAACACACCUCCAGGCUGUGUAAGAGCUAUUUGACCAAGGAGAGUGAUGGAGUGCUGCAUCAGAUGAUCUGGCCUCCACAAUCACCCGACCUCAACCCAAUUGAGAUGGUUUGGGAUGAGUUGGACCACAGGGUGAAGGAAAAGCAGCCAACAAGUGCUCAGCAUAUGUGGGAACUCCUUCAAGACUGUUGGAAAAACAUUCCUCAUGAAGCUGGUUGAGAGAAUGCCAAGAGUGUGCAAAGCUGUUAUCAAGACAAAGGGUGGCUACUUUGAAGAAUCUCAAAUAUAAAAUAUAUUUUGAUUUGUUUAACACUUUUUGGGUUACUACAGUUGAAGUCGGAAGUUUACAUACGCUUAGGUUGGAGUCAUUAAAACUCAUUUUUCAACCACUCCACAAAUUUCUUGUUAACAAACUAUAGUUUUGGCAAGUCGGUUAGGACAUCUACUUUGUCAUGACACAAGUAAUUUUUCCAACAAUUGUUUACAGACAGAUUAUUUCACUUAUAAUUCACUGUAUCACAAUUCCAGUGGGUCAGAAGUUUACAUACACUAAGUUGACUGUGCCUUUUAAACAACUUGGAAAAUUCCAGAAAAUGAUGUCAUGGCAUUAGAAGCUUAGAAAAUCUAAAGAAAUCAGCCAAGACCUCAGAAAAAAAACUGUAGACCUCCACAAGUCUGGUUCAUCCUUGGGAGCAAUUUCCAAACGCCUGAAGGUACCAUGUUAAUCUGUAAAAACAAUUGUAUGCAAGUAUAAACACCAUGGGACCACGCAGCCGUCAUACCGCUCAGGAAGGAGACGCGUUCUGUCUCCUAGAGAUGAACGUACUUUGGUUCCGAAAAGUGCAAAUCAAUCCCAGAACAACAGCAAAGGACCUUGUGAAGAUGCUGGAGGAAACAGGUACAAAAGUAUUUAUAUCCACAAUAAACCAAGUCCUAUAUCGACAUAACCUGAAAGGCCGCUCAGCAAGGAAGAAGCCACUGCUCCAAAACUGCCAUAAAAAAGCCAGACUACGUUUUGCAACUGCACAUGGGGACAAAGAUCGUACUAUUUGGAGAAAUGUCCUCUGGUCUGAUGAAACAAAAAUAGAACUGUUUGUUCAUAAUGACCAUCGUUAUGUUUGGAUGAAUAAGGGGGAGCUUGCAAGCCGAAGAACACCAUCCCAACCGUGAAGCACGGGGUGGUAGCGUCAUGCUGUGGGGGUGCUUUGCUGUAGGAGGGACUGGUGCAUUUCACAAAAUAGAUGGCAUCAUGAGGAAGGAAAAUUAUGUGGAUAUAUUGAAGCAACAUCUCAAGACAUCAGUCAGGAAGUUAAAGCUUGGUCGCAAAUGGGUCUUCCAAAUGGACAACGACCCCAAGCAUACUUCCAAAGUUGUGGACAUCACAAAGCCCUGACCUCAAUCCUAUAGAAAAUUGUGGGCAGAACUGAAAAGGCGUGUGCGAGCAAGGAGGCCUACAAACCUGACUCAGUUACACCAGCUCUGUAAGGAGGAAUGGGCCAAAAUUCACCCAACUUGUUGUGGAAAGCUUGUGGAAGGCUACCCGAAACGUCUUACCGAUGUUAAACAAUUUAAAGGCAAUGCUACCAAAUACUAAUUGAGUGUAAACGUCUGACCCACUGGGAAUGUGAUGAAAGAAAUAAAAGCUGAAAGAAAUCAUUCUCUCUACUAUUAUUCUGACAUUUUACAUUCUUAAAAAAAGUAGAGAUCCUAACUGACCUAAGACAGGGCAUUUUUACUAGGAUUAAAUGUCAGGAAUUGUGAAAAACUGAGUUUAAAUGUAUUUGGCUAAGGUGUAUGUAAAUUUCUGACUUCAACUGUACAUGAUUCCAUAUGUGUUAUUUCAUAGUUUUGAUGUCUUCACUAUUAUUCUACAAUGUAGAAAAUAGUAGAAAAUAAAGAAAAGCCCUUGAAUGAGUAGGUGUGACUUUUGACUGGUACUGUAUGUACAGUUGAAGUCGGAAGUUUACAUACACCUUCGCCAAAUACAUUUAAACUCAGUUUUUCACAAUUCCUGACAUUUAAUCCUAGUAACAAUUCCCUGUCUUAGGUCAGUUAGGAUCACCACUUUAUUUUAAGAAUGUGAAAUGUCAGAAUAAUAGUAGAGAGAAUGAUUUAUUUCAGCUUUUAUUUAUUUCAUCACAUUCCCAGUGGGUCAGACGUUUACAUACACUCAAUGAGAAUUUGGUAGCAUUGCCUUUAAAAUGUUUAACUUGGGUCAAACGUUUCGGGUAGCCUUCCACAAGCUUCCCACAAUAAGUUGGGUGAAUUUUGGCCCAUUCCUCCUGACAGUGCUGGUGUAACUGAGUCAGGUUUGUAGGCUUCCUUGCUUGCACACGCUUUUUCAGUUCUGGCCAAAAAAAAAUCUAUAGGAUUGAGGUCAGGGCUUUGUGAUGGCCACUCCAAUACCUUGACUUUGUUGUCCUUCAGCCAUUUUGCCACAACUUUGGAAGUAUGCUUGGGGUCAUUGUCCAUUUGGAAGACCCAUUUGCGACCAAGCUUUAACUUCCUGACUGAUGUCUUGAGAUAUUGCUUCAAUAUAUCCACAUAAUUUUCCUUCCUCAUGAUGCCAUCUAUUUUGUGAAGUGCACCAGUCCCUCCUGAAGCAAAGCACCCCCACAGCAUGAUGCUGCCACCCCCGUGCUUCACGGUUGGGAUGGUGUUCUUCGGCUUGCAAGCGACCCCCUUUUUCCUCCAAACUUAACGAUGGUCAUUAUGGCCAAACAGUUCUAUUUUUAUUUCAUCAGACCAGAGGACAUUUCUCCAAAAAGUACUAUCUUUGUCCCCAUGUGCAGUUGCAAACCGUAGUCAGUUUUUUUUAUUGCAUACUAUUGUUUGUACAGAUGAACGUGGUACCUUCAGGCGUUUGGAAAUUGCUCCCAAGGAUGAACCAGACUUGUGGAGGUCUACAAUUAUUUUUCUGAGGUCUUGGCUGAUUUCGUUUGAUUUUCCCAUGAUGUCAAGCAAAGAGGCAAUGAGUUUGAAGGUAGGCCUUGAAAUACAUCCACAGGUACACCUCCAAUUGACUCAAAUGAUGCCAAUUAGCCUAUCAGAAGCUUCUAAAGCCAUGACAUCAUUUUCUGGAAUUUUCCAAGCUGUUUAAAGGCACAGUCAACUUAGUGUAUGUAAACUUCUGACCCACUGGAAUUGUGAUACAGUGAAUUAUAAGUGAAAUAAUCUGUCUGUAAACAAUUGUUGGAAAAAUUACUUGUAUCAUGCACAAAGUAGAUGUCCUAUCCGACUUGCCAAAACUAUAGUUUGUAAACAAGAAAUUUGUGGAGUGGUUGAAAAACUAGUUUUAAUAACUCCAACCUAAGUGUAUGUAAACUUCCGACUUCAACUGAAUGUAUGUAUGUAUGUAUGUAUGUAUGUGUUUGUACAUUUUAGUCAUUUAGCAGACGCUCUUAUCCAGGAAGGGCACAUCAACAGAUUUUUCACCUAGCCGACUUAGUGAUUCAAACCAGCAACCUUUCAGUUACCUGCCCAACGCUCUUAACCGCUAGGCUACCUGCCGUGGACAUUGGAAUGAUGCUUGCUCCUCCUUUGUCAGGCCCAGUAUGAGAACCCCCCUCACAUCUACGCCCUGGCUGACAACAUGUACCGCAACAUGAUGAUCGACUGUGAGAACCAGUGUGUCAUCAUCAGGUCUGACCAAUCAUCUCACUCCCAGAGAUCAAGCUUUAUACUUUGUAGUAACCUGAACUUUCACAUAAACCAUGCAUUCUGUCAAUGGGAUGUCAUCACAAUGAGUUAGGGUGUUGCUCUGUUUCACAAAGCUUUUCCAUUGUCUUUGCAGUGGGGAGAGUGGAGCAGGAAAGACUGUAGCAGCAAAAUACAUAAUGGGCUACAUCUCCAAGGUGUCGGGCGGAGGUUCCAAAGUCCAGGUAUAGGGGAUCCAUUCAUCUAAUUCUCCCUUCCAUUCUCUCAUUUCAUCUUCUCAGACACGUAUUAGUGCGUUCAUCUGUUCUCCUUUAUUCUUCUUCUUCACAGCACGUAAAAGACAUCAUCCUCCAAUCCAACCCUCUCCUGGAGGCCUUUGGGAAUGCCAAGACCGUGCGCAACAAUAACUCCAGUCGCUUUGUGAGUAGAACAGGGAAUCUGGGAAUACCGAUAGAAUGGAUAAGGAAUUAGGGGUGCAUUUCAUUCCAAAAAUGUUGUGGCCUUCUGCCCUUCACUCCCAUUGACAGAUCUGAUGGGACCAGAAAGGUGAAAGUAAUAGGGAGAAAUCUAGGUGGAGCUUUUAUUGUUGCAUUCCUGGUUUAGGCCUUAUCUGGACAAGGAACCUUAAUCACUGUGUUCUGUGUUACCACAGGGGAAGUACUUUGAGAUCCAGUUCAGCCGUGGAGGAGAGCCAGACGGAGGGAAGAUCUCCAACUUCCUGUUGGAGAAGUCCAGGGUGGUGUCACAGAACCAGGGAGAGAGGAACUUCCACAUCUACUACCAGGUGGGACAGAAUAACUAAUUACGGAGAGAAUUUCAUCACUUAUUUAACCUUUGACCAAACAACCUCUGACCCUUGACCCUUAGCUCCUGAUGGGUGCCACUAAAGAGAUGAGGGAGAACCUUGGUGUCACCACACCUGACUACUACCUCUACCUGAACCAGUCUGGCACCUACACCGUGGAGGAUGUCAACGAUAAGAAGGAAUUCUCUGACACCAUGGUGAGCUCUCUCUCUCUCUCUCUCUUUUUUUUCACAUGUCUAGAGAGGCAGUUUGUCUUCAUUGUGUGUAUGUGUUUUAGGAGGCCAUGUCAGUGGUGGGCCUGUCUGUAGACGAGCAGGACAUGGUGCUGCAGAUCGUAGCAGGCAUCCUGCAUCUGGGCAACAUCGCCUUCAGAGAGGAGGGAAACUAUGCUGUGGUGGAGAGUGAGGACUGUGAGUUACGCUUACACACACACGCACGCACACACACACACACAAUCCCAAAUCAACCCCUAUCCUAUACCCUCUUUGCACUUGUGAUCCCCCUCUUUGUCCUAUCUCACUUCCUGUCCUCCAUGUUCUGGCAGUCCUGGCGUUCCCGGCCUACCUGUUGGGAAUCUCCCAGGAGGGUCUGAAGAACAAGCUGACCAGCCGGAUCAUGGACAGCAAGUGGGGGGGUAAGACAGAGAGCAUCGCUGUCACCCUGAACACAGAGCAGGCCUCCUUCACACGGGACGCCCUCUCCAAAGCUCUCUACUCACGCCUGUUUGACUUUCUUGUGGAUGUAAGUCUCCAUUUAAUUUCAGAAGGAACCUGUCAGUGAGGUUCCUUUUAUCCACAUAUCAAUUUGCUCACCUAUAUGUUGACCAGUUAACUAGUAGAAGGAACAUUUAACAGCAAAGCAUGGCCAAACAUGUUCACACUUACUACAGAGUCAUAGCUCUUAUCGGAACAUGUAUUGGACUUGCUGUCCGGAUCCUUGUGCAGUUGUUUGUCUUUUGACUGCUGGUGUGGGAGCCACACAAGAUAAUAAUAAUAUGCCAUUUAGCAGAUGCUUUUAUCCAAAGCGACUUACAGUCAUGAUGGAACGUGUCUAGAGAUGGGAGCAGUAGGGAGGCAGUGCAGCUUACACAUGUUCUGUCCUGUUGUCUCACAAGAGGUUUACUGCAGUACUGUUGCUACAACCAUGACACUUCAUUUUAUUGUAGUACUGUAUCAUAGUACUGUAUCAUUGCUCUUUAGCGUUUAAACUUCUUCAUUCCUGUCUCUCUGUCUGUCUUUCUUUCCUCUCUCCUCUCCCCCAGUCUAUCAACAAAGCCAUACAGAAAGACCAUGAGGAAUUCAACAUUGGGGUGCUGGACAUCUAUGGCUUUGAAAUCUUCCAGGUGGAUAUUUCUGUGCUGCCUCAUACAGGAGUUGUCCCACUUCUACUGUUGGACCUCAUUUAUUUAAAAACUGCAUACAUCACCAUACAUAAUCAUUUCCACCUAUAGGCCUACUGUUAGACCACAUGUCAUUUUGUUUAAGAUUGCACACAUAUGGCCUGCACACCUAAUUGCCACCUCCAGUUACCUACUGUUAAGUAUAUGUGUUGAAAGUUUACUGCUUUUUAUUCAUACAAAAUCAUUAAUACUAUGUAUUCUCUCUGUUGUGGAAAUUACCACCAGGGACACCUGAAGUUCAUCUUAAAUGAGUCAUUCUUUAUUAUCAGCAAGCUGGAGAGUUUACAACAAACUUAAUGCACCAAGUAGAACACGUCUGUCAGGAGUUUCGCCGGGACAGUCCCGUUAGUUCUCUUAUAUACUGCUUACACAGACAAGUUAUAUUUGCAUGAUUUAGCUUAUUCAUAAUUCAUAAUACAUUCAUCAUUAACUUUUGGUUCAUUCAUGUGACCUACCAAUACCUCACGAGGCUUCUUCUCUCUUGAAACUGAGAUAUCCCUUUCUUUUUUCUAAACAAGGUUCUGGGCGUACAGCCAAAUUGCUUAUACUGAUAGUGAGGAUUCCUCCCAGGCAUGAUCAAUCAGUCACUUGCAUGAACCCAGUCGAAUUGGUUAUUAGAAAAGCACAAACAUAACAUUUUCCUUCACAUCUCUAUUUAACACUAAUAGAAAAACGGCUUUGAGCAGUUCUGCAUCAACUUUGUGAAUGAGAAACUGCAGCAGAUUUUCAUUGAGCUCACGUUAAAAGCUGAGCAGGUAAGUGAUAACUCUACAUUACUUGUUUCACUCUUUCGUCUUGUGAUACGUCUACAUUACUUUGGCUUGUUUUCCCAGAUACUUACAUUGUUUCUUGUAGGAGGAGUAUGUGCAGGAAGGGAUCAAGUGGACGCCAAUCGAGUACUUUAACAACAAAAUCGUGUGUGACCUCAUUGAGUCCAAACUGGUGAGGGAUCAUAUUCGGCCAUUUCCUGUAGUGCUGAAGUUGGGGGCGGCCAUUUUGUGUGUAAUUCAGGUGAACUACAGUACCAGUAGAUGUUGUGUGUGGUACAGUUCUUGAUAUGCCUUGUUCUUAUUACCCAGAACCCCCCAGGCAUCAUGAGUAUCUUGGACGAUGUGUGUGCCACCAUGCAUGCUAAGGGGGAGGGCGCUGACCAGACUCUGAUCCAGAAGUUACAAGGGGGAAUCAGCUCCCAUGAGCACUUCAACAGCUGGAAUAAAGGCUUCAUAGUGCACCACUACGCUGGCAAGGCAAGGACACCAUAUAGCACAAACACUAUGGGCCUUUUAGAAUCCAUUUAGAAUACAUCCUCAUUACACACUGAACCAACAUUGACCAACAGUCCAACAUUCCAAAGAUUACAGCUCUUUGAUUUAAUUUGGUACAUUGCCCCCUGGUGGGGGUUUGGAGUACAUGGAGACCACAUCUCCUAAAUAUCAGAAUGUGUUAGGGGAAAAUGCUGAAAUUAAAGACUCAGAGCUUGUCCUCUCUCUCUCAGGUGUCCUAUGACGUCAGUGGCUUCUGUGAGAGGAACAGAGAUGUGCUCUUCAAUGACAUCAUUGAGCUGAUGCAGAGCAGUGAAUUGUAAGUGUAGUUAGAAGUGUUAUAAUAGGUAUACUAUAUGAUAAUUCCAUAGACCGCCACUGACCAGUCUCUCUCUCUCUCUCUCUGUCUCUCUCUCUGUCUCUCUCUGUCUCUCUGUCUCUCUGUCUCUCUGUCUCUCUCUGUCUCUCUCUCUGUCUGUCUCUGUCUGUGUCUGUCUGUCUGUCUGUCUGUCUGUCUGUCUGUCUGUGUGUUUGGGCAGUGCCUUCAUAAAAACCCUUUUCCCAGAAAACCUAGAGGCAGAGAAAAAGGGCCGUCCUACCACCGCCAGUAGCAAGAUCAAGGUAAGGAUCUGACACGGUUGUGUGCUACUAUAAUCUCGGUAAACCCAGGACAAAGUCUCACGUAAUUGGUCAGCUGCUUGAUUAAGUUCUGGGUCCAUACGUGUUAAGAGAUGACGAGAUGCUAGAACGAGGAGUGGAACCAGAUGCUCCACCCCCUCUCUCUACGGGCCGAAUGUCCCCUCCCUCCCGAAAUUCGAAAGAUGCUAACACCUGCGAAAUCGUGAUUUGUCCAAAUUACCAGUGACGAAAAACCCAAACACCGUAACUACUGCUGCUCCUUAUCCCAUUCCUACCCGACAGAUUCUACGGUACCAGUUAUGUUUACGUAGAUCUGUCCACAAGAGAUUAUUGUUGCUAUGGAAACAGACAUGCCAGUCCAAACUCAGAUGAGUGACUCCUCCACCCCGCUGUCUUCCAUAAUAUCCACAGGUCACUGAAUGUGUUAUUGUACAGGGAUACAUUUUCUUCUAUCAGUUGUUUUUAUUGCUCUGAGCACCUGGUCUGUUCUACAAAGCUGGAUGAUUGAACCUCCAUGUCCUUCAGAAACAAGCCAACAACCUGGUCCAGACUCUGAUGAAGUGCACCCCCCACUACAUCCGCUGCAUCAAACCCAACGAGACCAAGAAGCCUCGGGACUGGGAGGACUCUCGGGCCAAACACCAGGUGGAGUACCUGGGCCUGCGGGAGAACAUUCGUGUGCGCCGCGCCGGGUACGCCUUCCGCCGAGCCUUCGCCAAGUUCCUGCAGAGGUGAGCCCUAAGGUCAUAUGGGUCAGGGGUCAUACGGUGGUCAGGAGUCAAGAGAUGGAUUUCCAUGCUGGCUUCACAGAUUUCAAACAUCAGUAUAAAUGUAUUUUGUUCCUGUUUUGUUUCUAUUCAUUAAAAAAUUUUUUGGGACUUCAGGACAUUCUGCCAGUCCAGUAAAAUGGUUGUGUGUGUGUGUGGUCCUCCAGGUACGCCAUCCUGACCAGGGAGACGUGGCCCCAGUGGACAGGGGAGGAGAGGAAGGGGGUUCUCCACCUCCUCCACUCUGUCAACAUGGACCAGGACCAGUACCAGCUGGGAAAGACCAAGAUCUUCAUCAAGGCCCCAGAAUCAGUACGUCUUUCUCUUGUUACCUAGAAAACCUCUAUACUGACACAGAACUGUCUGGUUCUUCUUACUAUAAAGGCAAUAAUUGAAAUAACUAUUUUGAAAUGUGUUUCUGUAGUUGUUCUUGCUGGAGGAGAUGAGGGAAAGGAAGUAUAAUGGAUAUGCUCGGGCCAUCCAGAAGGCCUGGCGCAAACACAUCGCCGUCCGCAAGUACGUCAAGAUGAGAGAGGAAGGUAAGUCAUUGGUUUCUCUCUGUGGGAAUUAGCUUUUUGCCAUGUACGUUCAGUACUGCAUAAUAGAGGGUUCUAUCUACUGUAUAUGUUAAGCCAUGCAUCACAGUGCGUUGUGUCCUGUCAGUUCAGUACUGCAUCACAGUGCGUUGUGUCCUGUCAGUUCAGUACUGCAUCACAGUGUGGUGUGUCCUGUCAGUUCAGUACUGCAUCACAGUGUGGUGUGUCCUGUCAGUUCAGUACUGCAUCACAGUGCGUUGUGUCCUGUCAGUUCAGUACUGCAUCACAGUGUGGUGUGUCCUGUCAGUUCAGUACUGCAUCACAGUGUGGUGUGUCCUGUCAGUUCAGUACUGCAUCACAGUGUGGUGUGUCCUGUCCUGUCAGUUCAGUACUGCGUCACAGUGUGGUGUGUCCUGUCAGUUCAGUACUUGCGUCACAGUGUGGUGUGUCCUGUCAGUUCAGUACUGCGUCACAGGUGGUGUGUCCUGUCAGUUCAGUACUGCAUCACAGUGUGGUGUGUCCUGUCAGUUCAGUACUGCAUCACAGUGUGGUGUGUCCUGUCAGUUCAGUACUGCGUCACAGUGUGGUGUGUCCUGUCAGUUCAGUACUGCGUCACAGUGUGGUGUGUCCUGUCAGUUCAGUACUGCGUCACAGUGUGGUGUGUCCUGUCAGUUCAGUACUGCGUCACAGUGUGGUGUGUCCUGUCAGUUCAGUACUGCAUCACAGUGUGGUGUGUCCUGUAGCCUCAGACAUCUUACUGAAUAAGAAGGAGAGGAGGAGAAACAGCCUCAACAGGAACUUUGUGGGCGACUACAUCGGCACCGACAACCACCCCGAGAUCCGACAGUUCGUGGGCCGCCGGGAGAAGAUCGAUUUUGCAGAUGUGGUUGCCAAAUAUGACCGCAGGUUUAGGGUAAGAGUCAAGUAUGACCACAGGAACAAACCAACAUUGACAUUGUUAUUCAUGUUAGAUAGAAGAGACAGUGUUUCUACUCCAUCAGUGGUUUGGUGGAUACUGCUAAAGGCAUCCCUUGCCAAUGCUUGUCUGCUCAUUGAACCCCAUAUAUCUGAUGGCUACUGGUCAGUAAGUCUAUAAUAGCAACAAGUUAUAUAAUAUCCCUCUCUCCAUGUUGCAGACUGUGAAGCGUGACCUCAUCCUGACCCCUAAGUUCUUGUAUCUGAUUGGUCGGGAGAAGGUGAAGCAGGGACCAGAUAAGGGGCAGAUCCACGAGGUUCUGAAGAGACAGAUAGAAGUGGAGAAGAUUCAGUCAGUCUCUCUCAGGUGCAGGUUAAGAUAUUCUGGAAAUGUUCUACCAGUUGAUGAUCAUGAUGCACAGUAGUAGAAAUGAGAUUUUAGUUGAAAGGAUGUAUCCUCUCCUCCCUCAGCACCCUGCAGGAUGACUUCUUCAUCAUCCAUGAGGAGCAUUACGACAGUGUCCUUCAGUGCAUCUUCAAGACGGAGUUCCUCAGUCUGCUCUACAAACGUUAUGAUGAGAAGACCCAGAGGAAGCUACCGCUCAAGUUCAACAACCUGUCAGUCAAAGUCUUUACUCUGAGCUUAGUCUUAGACCAAUCAGUGGGGUUUUACUGUUAAACUAAAAGGGCCAAUCCGCAGUUGAAACCAUAACAAAGUGGUUUCUAUAAAAAGCUGAGAGAUGGGCCUGGAGAAAUAAAACCACUCUCAAAUUCAUAGACAGAGCUAUGGAUGCAAGGACUGACCAUCCAUGAUAUCAAAAUGAUAGUUGUAACCAUGUUUUGAAGCUAUGCAGUGUUUGUUUACAUUUACUUUGUAUACAAACAUUGGAGUAAAACAAGCGUAUAUUUGGGGAUCUGACUGCGGUGUAUUCAUUUAGCAGCAACUUAAAUGACUAAAACCACAUAUAAAGUAUGUAGAAAACAUAAUGGAGGUAUAUAUUUAUAAGAUCAUCUUUGAGAACUAACCACCAAAAUGAAAACUAGACAGUCAGGGAGAAUCUAAAAUUCCAAAACUGUCAUGGCAUGGGGCCCCCAUUGAUUUAGUUCUAAUGUUUGAGUCACUGGGAAGCAUAAGAACACAGCAUAAGCCCUGGCAAAAUGUGUAGAAUGGCAGGAAAUUAGCUUUAAAACUAUAGAUUUCUCCCGCCCCAUGUUGAAAUGUGUAGAAUGGCAGGAAAUUGGCUUUAAAACUAUAGAUUUCUCCCGCCCCAUGUUGAAAUGUGUAGAAUGGCAGGAAAUUGGCUUUAAAACAGCAAAACCUGCGGCCAAGAGUAAGGCCUUUGACAUUUUCGGUGGGAGAACCCCCCCCCCCCACGCUAACUUUGCCACCGCUUCUGAAAAAAUCCUAGGGGAAACACUGGACUUGGUGUGAAAGUUGAACUAAACUCAUGAGGCAUUUCUAAAUUGUUAUAUUCUUCAAGAAUCAAUGGGUAUAUAUCAUUAAUUUAUAAGUCCAGAAAUUGAUGUAGCAACUGCAGAUUGCCCCUUAAAACAUACCAGUGUCAUGCUUUACGUAAACGAUCAUUAAUAAUCUCAAAGAUACAUAAUGCAAAAAAGUAAUCCAGUUUGAGUCUUUUAAGCCAUAUUUUAACCCAAUGCUCUUCUCUCUCUCUCCCUCCCUCUCUGUUCCUCGUUUAGACUGGAGUUUAAGGUGAAAAAGGGAGGUUGGGGGCCGUUCUCAGCGGCUGGCUCCAGGCAGAUCCAGUUCCAGCCGGGCCAAGGAGACGAGGUGGUUGUGAAGCCCAGCAGCAAGGUCCUCAUAGUCACCAUCGGACCCGGGCUCCCUAAGAACUCCAGUGAGUCCAUGCACUUUGAAUGGAGACUUCUAUUAGUAGGCUUAAUCUGGGUCUGUGCAACCGUCCCAUAGCAUUUGACACAUCACACCUUUUUCUCAUGUGUUCCCCAGGACCGACCCGCAGAGACAACAGGAAAAGUCGCUACAUGGGCAACCAGCCUCCAGGCUCGCGACAGCAGUCACAAGGUGAGAGAACUAGAUAGCUGAACAUCCCCAAUGAUGGCACUCAUUUGACUUUUGACCUGACUCAACAUCUCCUUCAUGUCCAUGUGUCUCAGGCGCCCCCAGGGGCAGAGGCCGAGGUGGGGGUGGUGGUCAGCGGGGUGGGCCGCCCUCGUCCAGGGCGUCCAGAGUCUCUCUGCUCCGCCGGCAGUCCAGUAUGGAGCAGCCCACACUACCUCGACAACAGGGGACCCGGCAGACCAACAACCGCUCCAACAACCAGAGCCAGGCAGACACCGCCUUCAUGAACGUGCCUGACCAGGGAGUGGCUGGGUGAGUUCUCAGGCCCUGUUUGAAUACUUGUUAGGUUGUUAAAAUGUAUAUUCUUCCUCAUGUUGCUGGUGUUUUUUUCAAAUACUCAAAUGGUAUUAGAUACUGUAAAUCAAGACUGGCACUUUUACUAGAUCUCUCUUCUACUCUCUUUCUCUCAUGCCAAUUUCGCUCAGUCUUCAUCGUAGACUCUCGAAGGAGGUCAAGCCUUCCCCAGGAGCGGGCCGCCCCAAGCCUGCCCCCAAGCCCAAGCCUCGCUCCCCAGAAUGCCGAGCGCUGUAUGCUUACGAUGCCCAGGACACUGAUGAGCUGAGCUUCAACGCGGAGGAUGUCAUUGAAAUCCUCACUGAAGGUACUAAACCCUUACAGUAGAUCAUCUCUGAAUUUAUAUAAUAUUUAAAUAAACUGAGUAUAUUCAUUACAGUAGUAUAAAACUGCUAUUAGUCAUACACUAUAAGUACUGCUACGUAUGAUAUACUGCUAGUAUUAUAUACUGCUAGUAUUAUAGUAUUAUUAAAGGCAUACUAUAACCACAUUUUCUACUUCAGUUGAAAGCCGUCUUCCUGUGCUUCACCUGUAAUUCCCUCUAAGGAUAGAAAAGGGCUGUAUAAUCUAGAUUGACCGUUUUUCUCACCUGUCCUCCCUCCAGAUCCAUCAGGCUGGUGGUUCGGUCGUCUUCGCGGGAGAGAAGGCAUGUUUCCUGGGAAUUAUGUAAAGAAGAUCUAG